UAUAAAUCCCCCAAGUACAGUAUCAAACAACGACAAUAGCGGAGCUUGAGGCUUGAGUACUGUACUGUCGCACCAUAAUGUCGUCCGAACGUUGCAGCGUUUGUGCAACUACGGACUUCAAGUAUCGCUGUCCCUCAUGCAGGGCCACAAGGUUUGAUAUUUCGUUUCUCGUUACGUUCCUUGCAUUAAUCGUUGUGUGACAGCUGCUCUCUGACAUGCUUCAAGGAGCAUAGAAGCCAAUGCGUCCAGGUGCAUCAAGAAGUCGAUCACCCACCCAGGGCAGGCACUGCCACAACUGCCGCAACACUGGCGACCCCAGACCUCUCAGCUGCAGAUAGGCUCCUUCAAGACCCAAGGUUACCAAAGCUCUUCGAAAGAUAUCCACUUCUGCGCCCAAAGCUCAAAUCCAUCUUCGAAGUUGCAGUGGAUGAAAGCAACGAUAUUGCUCCUGCAGAGCGCAACUCCAGGGCAUCCAAACCAGCAAGGUCCGCCCAGCAGCGUAUUGCUCGUUCUUUACGUCGCCUUGAACACGAAGUGGGCUCAGAACAUGCCGAGCGUAUUGGACUGAAAGCGUUCGCUGAUCUGGUGGCCGAGCUGAGCUCAAAAAGAUCAAACCAGAGGUGAUCAAACGCGGCUACUUAUUCUAGAGAUGCACAUCGUGCCACAGGGCUGAUUUGAGGCAAUGGAGGAAUCGGCGGAUCUUCCACCGUGCUUGACUGGACGGGCGAGACUCUCUUUGAUUUGAUCGACCACGUCCUUCUCGGAGUCGGCUUCCGUUCUGGGUCCUCGUCCAAGUACAUGUCGAUGAGCUUCUCUACAGGCGAUCUCCUCUGGAAUAUGCUGAGAAUGCUCCGCUGUCUACGCAAUUGAGGUCUGCUGGUGCUCUUCGGCUCGGCUGCCCCUGCCGCCUUUGCCAGGGUAUAGUCUAGGUUAGUGUAUUGCCAGGGAUGCUCGUCAUCAUUAUCAUCACCCUCAUCGGAGUCAGCAAAGCUCAAUAUGGGUGGCUUUCGCUUCUUGUAUCUCAGUACAAGAGUCUCGGCUCCUUCUUGAAGAGCAAAGCUCUCCAGCUCUCGACGGAGUUGAUCUUCAUGAGGGGAGCAGAUCGACAUGGGCGUUUGCGGAGGACUCAGAGUUGCAGCGGACCCAGCAUGUGAGAGGGUUGGCACAGGCGACAGUCCGCCUUGAAAUCUGGAAGAUGAGGCCGUCUGAUCCGACCCAGACCUCCCAGCCCUCUCACUCGAGAUUUCUGCUGUAGCUGAUGUUCGCCUUCUGGUCGUCUUCGAUGGGACGCCUUCGCGACUGAUGCGUACCUGUCCUGCUGAAGAGCUCUUACUGGAAGUUCUGGGCGGCAAAGUCGAGGUCAUCAUCCCUGCUGGAUUUGACAUAUCAUGGCCCGAAAGGAACGCCUGGUCGGGAUCACUGUUGCUCGACUCCUUGUCUGUGGCAGAUGUUCGUACUGUAUGGUCGGUAUGUUGUGCCAGAUGAUCAGAGCUUGAUCUUGGUGGACUCCCAUUUCUGGGCGGAGUUGGCAAUCGUCGUCUCGGGAGGAAAUGGUGAAGUAUGGAUGAUCUCUGCGAUGCAGGCUGUUCUGAGUGAUUGCUGCUGCUUGCUGAAUCCCGCUCGAGAAGCGUGUCGCUUGACCCGGUCAGCCCUCCCUCGACGAGGCUCGUCCUAUGUUCAAGCUGCCCAUAGAUUACUCCCUGAUUCUGCGAACGCCUGUGUCCACCGAGACCACCGUCGACCCUGGACAGUGGCUGAACUAAAACAGGAAGCCCGGCGAAAGUUGCAUUCUGCUGGGCUACCAGGCUUCUCCUGACCAAGGAGGAUACUCUGCGGGAACCCGAGCCUGGCGGGAUCAGGGGCAUAUUGUCAAACCAGGAGUCCACUUCGAUAUACGAACGUUGUGAAUCGUGGCCACUAGACCUUAUUGACGCGCUUCGGGCUCGUCUCAAGCGAGCUUCGACUUCUUCCAUUUCGGCCGUGUACUUGUCCAGUCGCUUGAAUAACGAGUCGAGGUCCAAGUCGACGUUUGGAUGGUAGGACGAGAUCGACGACCGAUUUGAGACGCUACUAUCUUCCGCCAUCAUGUUAGUGGUCCCCUUUCCCGGUUGGCUUUCGAGAUCGAUCUUGUCUCUCGGUCUGUCAGGGCUCGAGUAUGUCGAAGUCAUAACGGCUAAAUCCCGAGUAAACACAAUUUCAAUGACGAUGCUUGGGCGAGCUGAGCAGAUCACGGCUCGCCGAAUGACAGCUUGAGUGACAGCGGAAAGGACGCUUUCAGCAUAUUUAAACGUGGUUGACGCGUGACGAGAAGCUCGGACGUCAUAUUGCUAACGCGGUCUACAGACUCAAGAGUAUGUAAGGUAGAAAGAAUUGUAUUCUCAUCCUGCGAUGGGCGUUGUCACGCAUCCGGCCACACAAGUUUUCAGGAGACAACCGUAAGUAGCAAGACCCUGAAAUGGCGCGUGCGGCAUGGACACGCGAGGAAGCUGAAGAUACUCGUACCUAUGCAGAGGCAAGCCGGGUGGCUUGAGACUUUCGUGAUUGAGUUUUUGAUCUUGCGGGCCAGGAGAGAGACGAUGGUUCAGCUGUUGCCGCAGCCUCAGGUGUUGCGGACCUGUCUUAGCCUUCCGAUAGAGGCGGAAGAGUGGCUCAUAGAAGGAUUAUUUAUGGACAGGCAGGAGAGCUCUGGUGCACCAUAGUACAGUACAAGCUGGCUUUCCUUGAGAAUCUUGGUCCUUUAUCAGGUCGGAUCAUCCUCGUCGCUUGUUCUGCUUGGAGCUCAAAAGUGAUCCGGACCAGGGAUGUGGUAGCGACGGCCGGAGUCUCGGGAGAUACUGGACCACGAACAUGUCAACACGCGAAUGAAGCAUUGAAGAUUGGGACUUUUCGCUUCUAAAGGCCUGAGCCGGCGCCAAAGAAAUUGCAAAACAAGCGGGUGUUAGAUUUUGGGUUGGUGGAUUUGGCCCCUGACUCGGAUAGAUUGAAGGCCCAGGAUGGGAAGAUGGAGGGCUUGCGAUCUCAACAGGGGCACUUUAUCAAUUCUAGUCAUCUAGGAUGGAGAUUAUGAGAUUAUGAGAGUAUGAGAGCAGAACAGAAAUCAAAAACUUGUAUUCGCAUUA
Exophiala xenobiotica is the source of this 3119-nucleotide messenger RNA. RefSeq lists its product as uncharacterized. The transcript has a single exon. Lineage: Eukaryota; Fungi; Ascomycota; Eurotiomycetes; Chaetothyriales; Herpotrichiellaceae. Bases 1448 to 1816 code for a protein of 122 amino acids. The record is from RefSeq and is a predicted model, not a curated record.